Paramecium octaurelia is the source of this 354-nucleotide messenger RNA. The record is from the annotation of a GenBank genome assembly. NCBI's taxonomy places the organism in Eukaryota, Ciliophora, Oligohymenophorea, Peniculida, Parameciidae.
AUGAAAUAAUUAAUUUAAGUUGACGAUAAAAAAAUAAUAUCACAUACAGCUAAUUUAGAUUUAUUGAGAACAGCAAAAAAGUAUAAUGUUGGCAAUAAACAGUGAACAUAAGAGAAUUAUCUAGUAAUUUAAUACCUGCAAUCAAUGAAGUCUUGAUUUAAUUCUAGCACUUUUGUAAUCAAUUAAUGGGAGUUAAGAAGAAAUGGACAGAUACCUCUACCUCAUCUAAAUAUUUUACCAUAAUUCCUUUAAAUUCUUAUGCCAUCUUUUUUUUACUAUGAUUAUAAAAUUUUUAUUUCAACAAAAUUCCUCAUUUUCUUACUAAAAUUUAUGCAAAGUUCACUUCAAUAAUGA